AUCAUGCUGCGCCGCCGCCCAGUGAAACACGCCGAUGAAGAAGAGAAAUAGCUAUCGGUCAAACGAGUUUCUCUCCAAACUGCGCGCCAAAAUCAUCUUUCACUGUGCCGAAGAUUUCGCAACAGAAGCAAAAGAAACACGCCUUGCGACUGCAGAAUAGAAGAACAACCAACUACUGUUGUUGUGUUCUUGAGGAGGAUCUAUUGUUUGCUUCAUUAUUUUGUACCGAUCAUCUGAGCUGAAAUCAUGGAUGUUCAGUUCCCUACGACUUCUCAACUCAAGCCCACGCGACCUAUGCAUGCUGGAGAGUUUCUAGGGAAGGAGGAUGGCAUUAACUAUCUACAAACGGUCAAAGAAGUUUUUCGUGGAAGAGAGGAUAAAUUCUGUGAAUUCAUCGAAGUUCUAAGAGAUUUCAGGGCACAAAAAAUCCCUGGGGCUGAUGUUGUAUUGGAAGCCAAGGAGUUAUUUGAAGGUCAUUGGGACCUAAUUUUGGGUUUAAACGCCUUUCUGCCAGAGGAAGCUCAAAUCGAACUCCCACAUGAGGAAGAAAUAUUUCUGAGAAAAAAUCCAGUGGAAUUUAACGACGCAAUCGAAUUUGUAGAAAAAAUCAAGGCGACGUUUCAAGAUCGUGAUCAUGAUGUGUACACAGCUUCCAUUGACAUUUUAGAUAUGUUCAGAAAGGGCAGAAAGUCUGCAAAGGAGGUUUAUAGUAAGAUCUCAGUUCUUUUCGGGGACCACGUUGAAUUUAUUAUAGAUUUUGCCCAUUUUUUACCUCUUCUUACGGGGACUGCGAGUGUUGAGCUUCCACAGUCUUAUAGGAAUCCUAUCCCAUAUGGGGAAGAUAAAAAUCCCUCCAACUGUGAAAGCCACCAUCCAAGUUAUCAACUUGUGCCUGGUGAUGUUGUGAUCUCAAUACCAAGCCAAAGAACAAAGAUUGGUUAUGAAGUUUUGAACGACAAUUGGGUGUGUGUUGCUUCAGAAAGUGAGGAUUACUCUUCCAAACACAUACCCAAAAAUCAAUACGAAGAAAGCUUGUUUAAAUGUGAGGACGAUAGGUUUGAAUUGGAUAUACUCUUGGAAACGGCCAAGACAGCGGCAAGCCAUGUCGAGAAAUUAAUGAAUGAUAUUGAAAAUAAUAAAAUUAAAUUAGAUUCUACAUUUUGCAUUGGAGAUCAUUUAAAAGUUAAAGAUCUACGGUGCAUUGAGAACUUAUAUGGUGAGUAUGGGCUUGACGUGCUUGAAGGACUUAAGAAGAAUAUUAAAUUGUCGCUACCGAUUAUCUUAAAUCGGUUGAACAAUAAAAUGGCUGAAUGCGAAAAGUCCCGUGCCAAGUUUAAUAAGGUUUGGGAGAAGGUUAACCAUAAAAACUAUCUCAAAUCACUUGAUCAUAAGCAUGAAGAUAUCAAGAAGACUUGAGUCCUAAAAGCAAAUAGGUUUGGAUCAUGGUUCGCCGGCGAAGAAGAAGGCCGCGGUGCGGAGCCGUCGUGAUGUUUGUGGUGCAGCUGGCGGUGUGCGAGGGAGAAAAAGUGUGAAAACUGCAUGAAGAAGGG
This is a messenger RNA of Andrographis paniculata, 1550 nucleotides long. Its product is annotated as paired amphipathic helix protein Sin3-like 4. NCBI's taxonomy places the organism in Eukaryota, Viridiplantae, Streptophyta, Magnoliopsida, Lamiales, Acanthaceae. The record is from RefSeq and is a predicted model, not a curated record. Gene Ontology annotation, biological process: negative regulation of transcription by RNA polymerase II. Gene Ontology annotation, molecular function: transcription corepressor activity. Bases 247 to 1416 code for a protein of 389 amino acids. Gene Ontology annotation, cellular component: histone deacetylase complex; chromatin. The transcript is spliced from 10 exons.